This is a messenger RNA of Myxocyprinus asiaticus (Chinese sucker), 2506 nucleotides long. RefSeq names its product NTF2-related export protein 2-like. Gene Ontology annotation, cellular component: nuclear pore central transport channel. The transcript has 4 exons. Gene Ontology annotation, biological process: protein import into nucleus. The coding region runs from base 315 to 746 and encodes 143 amino acids. Lineage: Eukaryota; Metazoa; Chordata; Actinopteri; Cypriniformes; Catostomidae. The record is from RefSeq and is a predicted model, not a curated record.
AUAUUUGUGAACACGUGCAUUUGAGCGUUUUCUGUGUGGUUGCGUCUAUUUUUUAAAAGACUAAACUUACAUAAUUCAGUUUUUUGACGGUAUGUCAUUCUUUUCAUACUUGAUAUAAACUACACAUUCGCUUCAUUGUCUUAGAAACUGCCAUUUCACGUGGGACAGCUUUAUUGUCAACAGGCUCGUGCCUGCAUUUUAAAUGACUAAAGGCUCUUUGUUUUAAUUGUACUUUUGAUAUUAGCCACUGAGAAGCACUGAUUAUCAAACGUAUUCAGCAGGAGAUCGGUGAAGUUUGUGCGGCGAUUAAUAGCAUGGGUUCAGCGGUGGACUUCAGGACUCACGUUGAUCAGUCGUGUCGAUACUCAGAGGAAUUCGUCAAUAUUUAUUAUGACUGCAUGGACAAGAAAAGACGGAAUUUGAUAAGGCUAUAUCUGGAUAAAGCAACGCUGGUGUGGAAUGGCAAUGCUGUCACAGGUCUAGAUGCUCUCAGUGAUUUCUUUGAGUCCCUCCCCUCCAGUGAAUUUCAAGUGCACACUCUUGACUGUCAGCCUGUACAUGAACAAGCAACUCAAGGCCAAACCACUUUGUUGGUGGUUACAGCGGGCUCGGUGAAGUUUGAUGGAAACAAACAGAGAUACUUCAACCAGAAUUUCUUAUUAACUGCCCAAGCCUCCCCUAACAGUGACCAGCCAGUAUGGAAGAUUGCAAGUGACUGUUUCCGCUUUCAGGAUUGGGCAAACUGAAUUAUAUCUCCAAUCUUUUGUUGUUUUUUUUUUUUUUUUUGUACACAAAAACCUUGUUUUAUGUAUGCACAUUAAAUUAUGGCAACUAUUUCUAAUACAUAACACCACAUAUUUAGUAGAAAACAUUUACUUUUAUGCAGCAUAUUACAUACAGUGACCUACAAUAAAAAUACAUAAUCAUAGAACAUUCUACAAGCAAAUUCACAAUUUUUCAAAUGCAAACAUUUUACCAUGUAGUCCUGCUUUUAGAGAACCCUGAGGGCUGGGGGGAGGAAGGGAGACAACAUUCCAUAACAAAUGAAAUAACUGCUAGAUUUGUUGAAUUAACAGAUAUAAAUAAUGGCUAAAAAUCCCUGAAAACAUAAGUGCAAAUAACAUAAAUAAAACUACACUUUUCUCCAGAGAGAAACAUUUGUUAAACCAAGAUACUACAGUGUCUGUACAAUAAAAACUUAAAUAAAAAAUAAAUUAAAAAGGGUAAAAACUAUUGAAAUGCAUAUUUGACCUAAUAAAUUACAAUAUGAAGUACAAUAUUAACGGGCAGAUAAGGGUUUGUCAAACAUUGUGGAGGGUAAAGUUAAUGUGGAUUUGAAUUUGUUUUUUUUUUUUUUUUCAAUGAUCUCAGAAAACUUAUUUUAGAACAGAGGUGAUAACAUUACCAAAUGUAUUAAAAUCUGAUGAUAUAUAUAUAUAUAUAUAAAUAAUCAGAUAAUAGAGCUUGUGACAAUAGAGCUGUUCAGCUGUGAUGUCAAUUCUUAGGCGAACUCGGAAAUGUAAUUCGCCAUGGUUCAAUAAGGAUUUACUAUGGGUUUUGAUGAUGGGGUGUUUCAACUUUUGAGUAAAAUAAGGUCUAUGGUUAACAUUACUUGAAGAUGCUUGGACGUUUUGUUCUACAACAUUAAUUACAAAUUUAUUUUUAAAAAGUCUGCAGUUCAAUGCAGCUUGAAAAUUCCUGUUUGAUAUACGAGUACAACAAAACAUCCAUAUAUUGUCAAGUAAUAUUUACCCCAGUCCUUAUAUUUCUCAUAAAUCCAAAACUAUCAUUUUUAAAAAACCAAUAGGAAAGUCCACAGGGAACCCAAGGCGAAUUCUCUUCCGAGUUUGUGGACUUCAACCUAAAGAGCUCUAUAAACAAAUCACUUUCUCCAGACAUGGUCAACACUAGAAUCAGUGAUUUAUGUCAGUAUAAAAAAUGAUGAUACGGCUGUACUACAACCAUUACCUCUGUGGCUUAAGAUGGGAAGAUAUUAUUCCUAAAAAAAUUUCCCUUCAUUUCAGUUGUCUAACAGUACAAAUCAGCAACAAACCACUUGCAAGUCAUCUCAACAAAUCCCAAGUCAUUCCAUGAGCAUAUGGAACAAAAGAACUCAGAACUAACUCCACUAGAUACAUUUUCAACAUAAAAUAAACUCAAGUGAAAUAACAGUGGUUUGUAACCAUCAAGGAGCCGCUAGCUCCUGAUGUACUGAGUGGAUGAAGCACAGGAAUUUACCACCAAUAGGGAAUCAACAUUGAAAAUAACAAACAAUCAGAAGGCACAGAAACAUCACCACUGUAUAUAUUACUUUCCUCCAAAAGGAGGCAGAGUUUCGCAGUGCAAUGACAACCUCAGCUAGCAAUUAAUUUUUCAAAUUCUUUUAAACCAUGCAAACAAACAAAAAACUUUUUUUUUUUUUACAAAGAUACAUUUUCAUACAACAACAAAAAGUGAUGGCAGUAUAUCGCUGUUCAAUGGUUGAAAUCUUUUUUUUUUUUUUUUU